This is a messenger RNA of Drosophila navojoa, 1591 nucleotides long. It is a transcript of the gene Gr32a, whose product is annotated as Gustatory receptor 32a. Gene Ontology annotation, biological process: sensory perception of taste; male courtship behavior; chemosensory behavior. The record is from RefSeq and is a predicted model, not a curated record. Gene Ontology annotation, cellular component: neuronal cell body; axon; membrane. NCBI's taxonomy places the organism in Eukaryota, Metazoa, Arthropoda, Insecta, Diptera, Drosophilidae.
UCCUGUUUGUCCGUUGCCUGAGCUAUCCGCUUGAUAAGCCUUUCAAAUUCGAAUCAAGAUACGGAAGAGUGCGUUUCAAUCGCUGUUCCACUUGGACAUUGCGCAGCUAGUUAGCCAUAUUACACAUUUUAUUGACAGUUGGCCGUUGGCAAUGUGUCCAAACAGUUGGGUAAUUGAAAUGGCAUUGCACAAGGAGCUACUGCAUCCACAGUUGAAUCCACGCCGGAUCAGACCAGUGAAUCAGGCAUUCAUGAGAUCAACGCGAGGUACUAAUACUCUGCCAGCGAAUCCCGUUUUCGCGGAUAUUCAGACCAUAUUAUCCGUAUUGAAGGCGACUGGUCUGCUGCCCAUCUAUGAGCAGUUGUCCAGCUUUGAGCUGGGCCCGCCCACCAAGCCGAAUGAGUUCUAUUCGUUCUUUGUGCGCGGUGUAGUGCACGCCUUGACCAUCUUCAACAUCUAUAGCUUAAUGACGCCCAAUUCGGCCAAGCUGUUCAUUUCGCUAAGGGAGACGGACAAUGUGAACCAAUGGAUCGAACUGUUGCUCUGCAUAUUCACCUAUACCCUAACUGUUUUCGUGUGUGCACGCAACACCAAGUCCAUAAUACAAGUCAUGAACGAGAUCCUCAAGCUGGACCAGGAGGUGCUGCGACAAUUUGGUAUCGCUUUAAGCAACCAUUGCAAUUUCUCGAUAAAGUUUUUGGUCCUAAUCGCUGCCUGCCAGGCGUACAUCAUCUUUCUACGUAUUAAUGCCUUGAGUGGUGCUGUGUCGCCCACCACGUACAUCCUGAUUGGCUUCUAUGCCAUACAGAAUGGACUGACAGCCACCUAUAUAGUCUUUGCCUCGGCUCUGCUGCGCAUUGUUUGCAUUCGCUUUCAGUUUGUGAAUCAACUGUUAAAUGGAUACGCCUACAAUCGGCUGUUGGGCAAGAAUCCUCGCCAGCUUCAGCUGCACAUGGAUAAGUUUCCCGAGGACUCGCUCUACAUUUAUCGCACCCACAAUCGCCUAUUGCGCAUCUACAAGAGCAUCAACGAGUGCUGCAGUUUGAUUAUCGUUUGCUUUCUGGGCUACUCCUUCUACACGGUGACCACCAAUUGGUAUAAUCUCUUCGUGCAGAUCACCAGCAACAAAGGCGUCAUCUCCUCACACAUCAUGCAAUGGUGCUUGGCCUGGCUGUGCCUGCACACCUCGCUCCUAACUCUCCUAUCGCGCAGCUGCGGUGCAACGACCCACGAGGCCAAUACUACCUCCCAGAUACUGGCGCGCGUCUAUGGGAAGAGCAAGGAGUUUCAAAAUAUCAUUGACAAAUUUCUAACCAAGAGCAUCAAACAAGAGGUACAAUUUACGGCAUAUGGUUUCUUUGCAAUAGACAACUCCACACUCUUCAAGAUAUUUUCAGCAGUCACGACAUAUUUGGUUAUUUUGAUUCAAUUCAAACAGUUGGAGGACUCGAAGUUGGAGGAACAAGAAGCGGUUUAAAUUUCAAUUUCUAUACUGUUUAAUUUUAUUAGCUAUGUAUUUAUUAUCAUUACAAAAUCUUACGUCAAUUGAACUAACUGCAUAUAUUGACUUAUAUAUAUGCUUAUUAAUUCG